CAAAAAGUGGCACUGCUGUUCCACCCGCGAGCGGCCGGGAGACGCCUUGAUCACUCACGGAUCCGUCCUGAAAGAGAGGGAGACACAGAACGAGAGAGAGAGGGAGAAAAAAGCAGACUCAGACGAACAGAGGCGGAAGAAUUUCCCGCAAGUCAUAGAACUCAUACUUACUUGGCCAAGAUUUGAGAUUCAGUCCCAGUGAGGCUUGAAUUAAAGGCUUGGAACCUGUGCCAGUGAAUCCGGGGAAGGGAUCCGUUGCACUCGUCGGACCUGGAAGCGUGCGUGAUUGCGAGUGAGCCUUGAGGUUAAUCCCCGCACCCCCUCCGAUCGUCCCAUCAUGUCGACACCGGUGGUGGUUUUAGACCGUGGCAAUAAUACGACUUGCACCAUCAACCUCCACGGCUGUACCAUCGUCUCGUGGCGGGUGAACAAUCAGGAACAGCUGUUUGUCUCCAAGCGAUCCGUUUUCGAUGGGAAGAAGCCCAUUCGCGGGGGUAUUCCCUUUGUGUUUCCCAUCUUUGGCGGGCCCAUGGGGCCUGGACCCAUGCCGCAACACGGAUUCGCACGCAUUGCCAGAUGGUCCCUGGAAAAGGGACCGGAUCGACUCCACACAGGGGAUGUGGAGGCCAUCUUCUCGCUCACCGAGUCAGACAUGACGAGAUCCAUGUGGAACUGCUCGUUCAAGGUCUCCUACAGAUUGAUCUUGCGGGAGAAGGAGCUUCACAUGAACGUGGUGGUGUUCAAUCCAAGUAAAGAGGUUCCCUUCAGCUUCAAUCUGCUUUUCCAUACGUACUUUAAAUGCCCAGAUGUCAGAAGGUGUCAGGUCACAGGCCUGGCUGGAUGCACUUUUAUCGACAAGACUCGAGAGCCUCCAAACACAUACCAAGAAUGUAGGGAUGUGGUCACUAUAAACGAAUGGACGGAUCGUAUCUACACCCACACUCCGCCCGAGCACAUCAUUACCAACGUGGUCUCCGGGCGGAAAAUGCGCAUCCAGAAAUACAACUUCCCGGAUACAGUCAUUUGGAACCCAUGGGACAAGGCCAAGGACAUCCCAGAUUUUGGUGACGAUGAAUAUCCCAACAUGAUUUGUGUUGAGAGUGGAACUGUGUCCAAUCCCGCCACCGUGAUGCCGGGGGGUUGCUUUGAAGCCAGCCAAGUUUUGCAGGUGAUGUAGGGUCCUUGCUGUGGGAGUCAGUAAUGUUUCGCUCGGGUGGUAGCUGAAAGUUAAGCCCUUGCCCUGCUCUUUUUGAUUCAACUGCUUCAAAAUGUCCACUUUUGGACCCGAACUAGAGGAAGGAGUUAAUGUUAGUUGAUGUUCCUAGAACAUUUCCUUUCGGACGGGUUGACUUUGUCAGUCAUCCGGAACCGGUGAGCCUCGUUAAUAAUCACUAAACAAAGAAAUAAAACAACCUAUCCUUUCGAGACACAGUCCUGGGCAUUCGGAAGUGCCAUUUUCCUAUUACACACAUUGAACGAACAACUAGUUGAAUAACAUCCUAGCUCAUGCUGCCACUUUUUUCUUCUCCACAUCCUUCAACCAACCGCAUGUACAUAGAAAAAACAAAAACGAAAACGUUCCUCCCUUGCAAAAGUAAUCAAAAAAUACCCAACAACCCAUAAACUCAAGCAUUACCCUUCCCCUUCUAUUCAAUCUGCUACAGUAACUCUACUAUUUCGAUUCUUAAGGUACGUACGUAAGUUUUGAUUAAGCGAAUACCUCAUCCAUGUCAGAUACAGCUAUUCAAAGCCAAGGUUUCUGUGUUUUUGCCCCGACCAUUCUUCUUGGAAAAAAUCUUAACACUUCUUCCCUCCCCACUUCCAUGAAAUGGAAUGUUGUGCACCCCUCCCCCCUCCAAUUAUUUCUUUUGCUUCUUCACAUUGCCCAUCCAGAAAAAGAGACUUUCUGUUACUGAGGAUUUUCCGGCCUUUUUUCUGACCUUACUUGUACGUGCAUAACGGUUGUAUGAACAUAACUGCGAUUGAUAGAAUUCAAGUCAUCUAAUGAUUUACCACGCAAAAUCAAAUAAUAAUGAUAAUAAUCAACGACUUUACGAUAUGAGUAGCUUUGCCACCUCCUUAUGACAUAUUAAACCAUCUCUUACUGUAAUACCACUCGAAAAAAUUAUUAUAGAAUGAUCGCCAUUCUAAAACACAAUUAUUGUUCAAUGAAUGAAAUAAAGAAAUAAAGUAUG
Molecule: messenger RNA, 2195 nt
Organism: Tigriopus californicus
Lineage: Eukaryota; Metazoa; Arthropoda; Copepoda; Harpacticoida; Harpacticidae
Exons: 2
Coding region: 338-1177 (279 amino acids)
Biological process (GO): carbohydrate metabolic process
Molecular function (GO): isomerase activity; carbohydrate binding
Source: RefSeq, a predicted model, not a curated record